Molecule: messenger RNA, 992 nt
Organism: Hippocampus comes (tiger tail seahorse)
Lineage: Eukaryota; Metazoa; Chordata; Actinopteri; Syngnathiformes; Syngnathidae
Gene: gemin8
Product: gem (nuclear organelle) associated protein 8
Exons: 5
Coding region: 222-854 (210 amino acids)
Biological process (GO): spliceosomal snRNP assembly
Cellular component (GO): SMN complex
Source: RefSeq, a predicted model, not a curated record
GAAAUGUUGUCAUACGGAGAGUCAAAAGUCGAACUCAAAACAGAUUGUGAAAGAUGAGUUCUUCAGCAAAAACGUACCUUCUGCAUUUUGUAUGAUCCGAGACAUCAGGCGAAAGUCGGCGUGUUAUUUGGAGUUCAAAAGAAAUUCCCCAUCAGAUCUCGCUGACUUGCAGUGGAUGUUGUCAGACACUGAAGAGCGCACAUGGGGGGGACUGACACAAUAUGUAUCAUUCUCGGAGCCAUGUUAUUCAUCAAGUCAAGUACAACUUUAUUGUCAAAUGUGCAGAGGACGUAAGCGCUCAAAUGUCCUGGUUUUCCAGCCCUGUGUACAGUCGAUACUGGCAGCACUACCGGCAGGCGAUGGCCUGGCACCAGAGGCACAAGCGAGCCUACCAGAAGGCCUUAGAGGCUGCUUACGGCCCCAUCUACCACCGCCAGAGAGAGCGCUAUUCAGACUGGCAUGCAUGGGAAAGUGACAGAGAAGAAGGGGAGAGUAGCUCGGACACUGAGAUCGAAUGCGACGUCAGUAACAUGGAAAUUAGCGAGGAGCUUCGGCAGUAUUUUGCCCAGACAGAGAAACAUAGAGAGGAAUUAAAGAGGCAGCAACAACUCGAUGCCAAGCAACAGGACAGCUACGUCCCAGCCGAUCAGGACUUGCGUGGCACCUCACGGCAAGCCAGCGUGGCCCCGCCCUCUGAGCGGCCAGGUGAGAGGCGUGGGGCUGAGAUGAAGAAGCUGUAUGGUGAGGAUGCAGCCAAGAUCUUGGCCAUGGAGGCGGCGAUGCAGCUCACUUUUGACAGAAACUGUGACCUGAAGCAACCCAAGUACUGGCCCGUCAUCCCCCUCAAACUUUAGCAUUCAGUCUGUGGAGGCUUUUAUUUAUUUGAUAUAUUAAAAGUGGAACAACUGGAGUUUCUCGAAAAUCAUGUUGGGACACUUCCCAUUUCAAGAUUAGCAAUAGUCCACGUUUGAAAACGCUGCAGCUUUUAGUCA